Aspergillus campestris IBT 28561 is the source of this 1143-nucleotide messenger RNA. Its product is annotated as RHO alpha subunit C-terminal catalytic domain-containing protein. The record is from RefSeq and is a predicted model, not a curated record. NCBI's taxonomy places the organism in Eukaryota, Fungi, Ascomycota, Eurotiomycetes, Eurotiales, Aspergillaceae. The coding region runs from base 327 to 956 and encodes 209 amino acids. The transcript has a single exon. Gene Ontology annotation, molecular function: iron ion binding; 2 iron, 2 sulfur cluster binding.
CUGACCACCAUGUCUGAGCUCGCCCGCACCCUGCCAGCAUCCUGGUACUGCAGCUCCCAGCUGUAUCAGCUUGAAAAGAGAGCGGUCUUCAUGAAGGUCAGUCUAUCAGAUUCGAAGUUGUACGGUAUAUCUUUCUUCUCAUACGUCUAUAGUCAUGGUAUCUUCUGGGCCCAGUCACCAGGUUUUGCAACAUUGGGGAGAGAAUCGAGUAUGAAGUGGCUCAGCAGCCUAUUCAGGCCUUUCGAAGCUCUGGGGAGACACUUGUUCCAGAAGCAGAGGAGAUCCAGGUGGUGUGCGCCAAAACGGUAGGUGCAGUGAACGGCUAAAUGCGCCGGUCUGACAAGGAACCGCAGGAGAAACCCCAUCGCUUCCACAUCACAAGCACCGGCCUAGUCUUUACGACGGUGUCGGACGAUGCUCCCAGCUUCGACAAAUUCUUUCCCGACCUGGAGCCACUUCUGUCCAAAGUGGACUUCACGCGGCUACCUUACAAGCGGAGCAUCAGCUACGAGGGACGCUUCAACUGGAAGACCAUGGUAGACGGCUACCAGGAGUGCCUGCACUGCCAGUACACGCACCCGUCCUUCUCGGUCUACUACCCGCCGACGACGUACAUGGUGCACAACCACAAGAACUUCUCGCAGCACAUCGCCGAUCCCAACAAGGCGGACGACGGGCUAUUCCUAUACUUCUUCCCCAACUGCACGCUGAACGUGUACGGCGGGGGCAUGUCGUCGUUCCGCGUUUGUCCCACCGAGGAUCCUACUGUGACCCGUAUGGAGUUCGACUACUACCAUAUGGAGUCCGGCGACAAGUUCGAAGACUACUAUAAGUUUGUGCGCCAGGUGGCAUUGGAGGACUUUGAGCUAUGCGAGAAAGCCCAGCACAAUCUUGGAAUGGGAAUUUACACCGAGGGUAUUCUCAAUCCGGAGAAAGAAAACGGUGUAUCUCGUUAGUAUAUCCUCGUUAAUUUCUGUCAUAACCUUUUCUUUGAGAAUCCUUAGAUGAUAUCAACUGACCCGUGAAGACUAUCAAAACCGUGUUUUUGAGAUGGUCUGUCAGCAGCAUGCGGAGGAUCAAGCACCCCCCAAGGCUGGCCAGUUGACGGGGUCAGAGGAGUAUCCUGGACACGUCGAAGCCGCU